This is a messenger RNA of Trypanosoma grayi, 453 nucleotides long. RefSeq names its product putative vacuolar ATP synthase 16 kDa proteolipid subunit. The transcript has a single exon. Gene Ontology annotation, molecular function: proton-transporting ATPase activity, rotational mechanism. Gene Ontology annotation, biological process: proton transmembrane transport. Lineage: Eukaryota; Euglenozoa; Kinetoplastea; Trypanosomatida; Trypanosomatidae. Gene Ontology annotation, cellular component: proton-transporting V-type ATPase, V0 domain. Bases 1 to 453 code for a protein of 150 amino acids. The record is from RefSeq and is a predicted model, not a curated record.
AUGCUCGGAGCUGCCGGUUCCCUAGCAUUCGCGAACAUCGGAGCGGCUUUCGGAACGGCGAAGGCUGGAGUCGCGGUGGCGCACCUUGGCAUCGUGCAACCCGGGCGUGUGAUGCGUGGUAUUGUACCAGUUGUUAUGGCGGGUAUCCUUGGUAUCUACGGCCUUAUUGUUUCGGUAAUCAUUAGCAACAACAUGAAGUUGACUGGCUACAUGCUCUUCUCAGGCUACAUGCACCUCGGCGCUGGCCUUGCGGCUGGCAUUGCCUCCCUCGCAGCUGGCUAUGCCAUCGGUAUUGUUGGCGACAUUUGUUGCUACGCGUAUGCCAAGACCGAAAAGAUAUUUGUCCCCAUGAUUCUCAUGCUCAUUUUUGCCGAGGCACUUGGUCUGUAUGGUCUUAUCAUUGCACUGCUGAUGAACAAUCGUGCAACAUCGGUUGCCACGACGUGUGUGUAG